CUUGUCUCUCUGAAAACAGAAGGUGAGUAACUCCUCAAUUGUAGCUGCCUUCUCUGCCUGACUCCUAUUUCACAAUCUAGAAACAGAAACCGUCUAGAAUCUAGAAGCAGGUUGCUAUCACAGCCAUGUCACCCCAUCGUAGGUGCUUCCUCUUAUAUCACGGGAGGUGGGCCUUCUCUCCUCUCCACAGAGCACGGAAGUCAGGGUUCUCCCCAGCACACACAGGGACAGAGCAGGCUCCUCAGGCCUCCAUGAUGCCCGUCCCUGCCUCCCGGCCCCACCUCCCUCCUCCUUGCCUGCUGCUGACUCUACUGCUGGGACUCACAGGAGUGGCAAGUGAGGAAGAGCUGCAGGUGAUUCAGCCUGAGAAGUCAGUGUCAGUUGCAGCUGGAGAGACAGCCACUCUGCGCUGCACCCUGACCUCCAUCCUCCCUGUGGGGACUGUCCAGUGGUUCAGGAGGACAGGGCCAGGCCGGGAGUUAAUCUACAGUUUCAGAGGAGGCCACUUCCCCCGAGUAAAAAAUGUUUCAGACACUACGAAGAGAAACAACACGGACUUUUCCAUCCGCAUCAGUACCGUUACCCCAGCAGACACUGGUAUCUACUACUGUGUGAAGUUCCAGAAAGGGAGCCCUGAUGAUGUUGAGGUUAAGUCUGGACCAGGCACCCAGCUCACCGUGAGUGCCAAACCCUCUCCCCCCGUGGUAUCGGGCCCCACGGCGAGGGCCCCACCUGAGCAGACAGUGAGAUUCACCUGCGAGUCCCACGGCUUCUCCCCCAGAAACAUCACCCUGAAGUGGUUCAAAAAUGGGAAUGAGCUCCCAGCCUCCCAGACCAACGUGGACCCAGAGGGAGACGGCGUUUCCUACAGCGUCUCCAGCACAGCCAAGGUGGUGCUGGCCCUGGGGGAUGUUCGCUCCCAGGUCAUCUGUGAGGUGGCCCAUGUCACCCUGCAAGGGGCCCCUCCUCUUCGUGGGAUGGCCAACUUGUCUGAGACCCUCCGAGGUAGAUGCCCCUCACCCCAGCCCAAGCCCACACCUGCCCCCAAGCCCCCAAGCCCGCUCCUCCCCCUGCUGUUUGCUCCAGGCCUGGAUUUCCUGGAAUCUAGUUCCUGACUGUCCUUCCCAAUCACCAGGCACCUGGAUGUGCUGGUCACUCACCUGUUCUAAUG
Messenger RNA from Ceratotherium simum simum (southern white rhinoceros), 1171 nucleotides. Its product is annotated as signal-regulatory protein beta-1-like. Lineage: Eukaryota; Metazoa; Chordata; Mammalia; Perissodactyla; Rhinocerotidae. The record is from RefSeq and is a predicted model, not a curated record.